Molecule: messenger RNA, 1270 nt
Organism: Penicillium brasilianum
Lineage: Eukaryota; Fungi; Ascomycota; Eurotiomycetes; Eurotiales; Aspergillaceae
Source: the annotation of a GenBank genome assembly
AUGGCACCUACCACAACGACUUCCGCCUUAUCUACGACAAUUUCUUUAACAGCUUCAGCGACUUGCCUCAAUAUUGCCCCUGGAAAAAAUGGAUAUCUCCCGCCAGAGUCAUGCGAUGCCCUUCUCUACUAUGUCCCUUCAUUCGGUGCUGCGGUCCUAUUUUGUGUGUUUUACGGGAUGACCACCCUUCUGCAUGGCGUUCAGGCCGUGAUGUACGAGAAGGGGUAUGCAUGGGUAGUGAUCAUGGGUGGAGCCUGGGAACUUCUCGCCUUCAUUUUUCGAACCCUUCAAACACGCCAACAAAAUAAUGAAAAUUGGGCCACCUUCUACACGCUCUUUUUCCUUCUCGCGCCGAUAUGGAUCAAUGCCUUCCUUUAUAUGACUCUCGGACGCAUGAUACACUUCUUUCUUCCGGGUCAGAAACUCGUCGGCGUCUCCGCACGCCGGUUUGGCGUACUCUUCGUUUGCCUUGAUAUAUUCGCCUUUAUCGUCCAGGCAACUGGCGCUAUUAUGACCAGUAUUCAAGAUGGUGGAAGUAUCGUGGUGACCGGACUCCACAUUUACAUGGGUGGAAUUGGUCUUCAGGAGGCUUUCAUUCUUUGUUUCACCGCGCUGGCAAUUUACCUUCACCGAAAGUUGCUCAAAGUCGAGAGCUCCGAAGAAGUCUUUAACGAAAGGCUCAGUCGAGGACCUUUCUCCUGGAGAUGGCUCUUUUAUGCCCUGUAUUUCGCAUUGGGAAUGAUAACCAUUCGAAUUAUCUUCCGAAUCAGCCAGUAUGCUCAAGGAACCUCCCCGACGAACCCAGUUCUUACGCACGAGUGGUAUGAAUACGUGUUCGAUGCCGUCCCAAUGCUCCUCGCCCUCGUCUCCUUGAACAUAAUUCAUCCCGGUCGCAUCCUCCAGGGACCAGAAUCGGGAUUCCAACAAGUGCGCCGUGCCGAGAAGGAAGCUAAGAAGGAAAAGAAACAGCAAAAGAAAACUUCAAAGGAAGAAAAGAAAACGCACAAAAACAUGCUCGAAGAAGAAAAGAGACGACCAAAGAAGCAGGGCUUGCACGAAGACGAUGUCAUUGACGAAGGAUCUCCUCUUCGGGCCCAUGCAAGUGAGGAUCAUUCGAACGAAGAUGAGCCGCACCAGCAGCAAUGGCCUAUUUACGAUCGAACAGAUGAAAGAUAUGAAGACACGAGAUACUAUGGCCACCAAGUCUAAUUGGGAAUUGAUGAAGCGUUAGAGUCGCUUGGGCUUGGACUUUGGCAAUGGCGCUUGUGAG